AUGUUAACCCUCACAGGACUGACAAGUUGGCAGCCAUCCUUCUGCAAUGCGCCUUUGAGCUCAAGGAAGAAGAGCAGGAAGGCCUCUUCAUCAAGCACUACACUACUCAAAAAAAUAUUCCUCUCCCUGUUGCUCUCAUUUGGCACUUGUAGACGCCUGCCGAGCCGCUAUCAAAAGGCAACGGAUCUUAAUGCGCCAAAAUGCCCGUGGAAAUGGAAAGAGAGGAGAGACUCAAAGCUUGAAACAUUCGACGCAUCCGGCUCCCUCAACUUUCCCGGCUUCGUGCAAGAGGGGCAACCCACCGUCCUCCCCACAGUCAAGCUCAGGGGAUGUCUGGUCACAGUCCUUGUCAGACAGAGUCCUGAAUGCAUUUGGGAUUAAGCGGGAGGACGUUGACCAACAAAAUUCGCCAUUUCAAGAGGAUUCUCAUCGCACCAGGACUAGUGACGAAGGAGACAGAUGUCCCAGCACACACAGGGCAACUGGAGGUAAAGCGGGACAGAGCUGGCAACAUGAACAGGACGGAGAAACAUGCCCGGAUUCGAACUCGGGGAACUCAUGUAUUCUUUCACGGCCGCUUUUUGUGCUCCAGGGUGGUAGGAUCAUGAGGCGGAUGAUUUCCUCCUCUCCUUACCAGGUCCUGAUCAGCGUUCUUGGUUUUGUUAUCAUAGUUCUGGGAUACUCCAUCAGACGAGGUUUAAGACUGGGAAACCGCCCAUUCAAGCGAUUCAUUACGCGGGUUUUA
Nannochloropsis gaditana CCMP526 is the source of this 745-nucleotide messenger RNA. RefSeq lists its product as uncharacterized. The record is from RefSeq and is a predicted model, not a curated record. The transcript is spliced from 2 exons. The annotation marks the transcript as partial.